Molecule: messenger RNA, 743 nt
Organism: Cylicocyclus nassatus
Lineage: Eukaryota; Metazoa; Nematoda; Chromadorea; Rhabditida; Strongylidae
Source: the annotation of a GenBank genome assembly
AUGAGAAUGUUAGCUUUGGCUCGGACCACAAGACCAAAUCUGGAAAAUUUCAAAAUCUUUUCCAAGAUUUGUAGGUUUUUAUCCACUGACCCUCUCAACAAGUUCAGCGAUCUCUUCUUUGCUCUUUCUGUACCACCAAGAUCCUCGAUAAUAUUGCAGACUCUCUUCGCAAACAGCCAACAGCUUCGCACUGGAAAAGUGUUUCCUUAUUCCGUUCUUGUGGUAGCAGUGCCACCUUUCACAGUUGAGAUCGCCAAAGGAGACGAGCGCCUGUGCUUCCAUCUUGAUUUGGUUGAAAGCGUUGAUGUUCAAGGAGAAUAUGGUUUUCGAGUAGAAGAGUUCUAUGUAGCUCCUGCAGCCAAAGAAGGCGAUGAAGAUGUCCCUGCUGAGGUUUAUGCAAGCAGUGGCAUAUACAUCGAUCCAGAUUUCUACGACUUGCUUUUUGUCCGCUACCUAGAAGAGCGCGGAUUUGAUGCUUAGUUCUGCAAAACUCUGGUUGCUUACGCUACGCACUACGAACACUCGCAAUAUGAGGGUCUUCUCAACAUGGCAUAACGAAAUGAGGACGGAACAAAUGAAUAUCAGCUUUACAAUCAUGUAAGUAAGCUUUGUUUGUACAUAUAAUACUUUAUGAUCUGUGCACGCUAUUACUUGUUGAUGAAUUGCUACGUUUACGAUUUACUCAGAUGUUUUUUGUUGAGAGAGGAGGUAAAAAUUUGUCAUGCCAUUGAAAAUGUUUGAUA